This is a messenger RNA of Serendipita indica DSM 11827, 1818 nucleotides long. The record is from the annotation of a GenBank genome assembly. Lineage: Eukaryota; Fungi; Basidiomycota; Agaricomycetes; Sebacinales; Serendipitaceae.
AUGAACUCGCGUCGUAACGUUGGAUUCUCGUCGCGAAGACCGUUGCCUACGAUCAACGAAGCGCCAUCGACCUCACAACCCAGCACAUCGCCCAAUACGAACCCCCAUACGUCAAAUAGCAGCGUCUCUAGUAGUCUAGAGAGGAAUUCGAGUGGAGGGACAUACGGCAGCGCACCAUUUGCUCGCACAAAAUCUUCGCCAAACACGCAAAGUAGGCCAAAUGCGAGUGGAAGAACAGCUUCGAGUCCACUCUUGUCGACACCAAUGGUCAAACCACGCCCACGCACGUCGAAAACAUCGCAGAAGCACGUUCAACUCCCCACGGCCGCGCAAGAUGCACCUCUCCCUGCGAUCCUCGAAUCACCAGACCGUUUACGAAUACGAAGUGAUGGCGAAGAUGACGCGAAUGAGUUUGGUACGCCUAUUGGGGAAGGCGAAGAGGAGUGGGGUGGGGAGAGGGACGGCGAGGAGAGGAGGGGUCGACAUUUUGGUGUCAAGGGAAGUCAUCCUUCGGGACAAGGAAUGGGGGUCGUAGAGGAUGAUAUUUGGAAACGCACAUUGGGCGAAACCCUCACGCCAGAGCAGCGUGACCAGAUGGGCUACCAGCGCUUGACGGCGUAUUAUUGUGCGGAUGAGCUCCGCAUGAGUCUGCUUAGUACAUUUCUCAAGCGAGAGCAUGCGGUUUCCCCACGACUCUAUGACGACGCGAUCUAUGCACUAUAUCAUCUUCCGCUUCUACCGGGAUAUCAACCAAACGUCAACAUUCGCUCUUGUAUCACCGACAAGGCGGCUCAAGCCAAGCUCGUCCUCUCGCUUAUCACAGAAGCCGAAGAGAGUGGGUACAACGAAGCCUACUUUCCUUCGAGUGUCCUAGCGAACGUGUCAACAGGAAGUGGAACCACCACACCCGUGAACCGCGAUGGGUUUAUCGACACGGCCAUCCCGCCCGCUGCAAAUCUCAACACUCUUCUCGCCUCAAAGGCUCUCCAUCGAGAUCAUGGGACGUUUUCGACGCAAAGAGACCCCGGGAUACGCUCUUCACCUGCUCUCUCCUCACAUGCCAAGAGACGGUUUCCAAGGGCGCAUAUUGCGCAACGAAGGCUCUUAGGUGUCGAAGAUCAUCCCGUUGCUGAAGCCAUCUUCUUUCGGUAUGGAGUGGUCGUGUUCUUUGGCUUUACACAACACAAUGAGCUUGAUAUCUUGGACGACCUCAUCAAGCAGGGUGUCAUGAUCGGAGAAAAGAAGAGUGGCGAGAAAAAACAAUACGAGAUUGAAAGCUUUCAUUUCGAAUAUGACCCUGCGGCCCCGACUCCGAGGAUAUACAACGACUUCUUUACGUUCAAAUCCCCCUCACAUUUGCUCAAGCUGGCCAUCGCCCACGCGAUUGCCCAGUCUACGGUGCUAUCAACGCAUGAGACAGCAUCGUCGAAUCUGCUAUCCUCGCCUCUCACACAGUCGAUUCUCACUCAACUCACAACGAGCGGAAUCAUCAAGAUGAAACGAAGGGUGGCGUUGCGCUUGACAGGCCAGUUAUUUCAGAUGCGACAAAAUGUCAACCUGUCGUCCAAUGUCUUGGACGUUCCUGAGCUGUUCUGGUCAGAGGCGUCGCUCAAGGGUCUCUACGAUGCCGUGAGAGAGUAUCUAGAAGUCGAUAAGCGUGUGAAGAGCCUAAAUGAAAAGUUGGCGGGUAUUGGAGAUUUGCUUGAUGUUAUCCACGAUCAUUUGAAUAACGACGCUAUGGAGCGGAUAACACUCAUUAUCAUCUGGUAUCCGUACUGGAUUUCCAUAGACGCGGUGCUGAUACAAGGAAUAGGUUGA